UUUAGAAUUCUGGGAAGUGUGGCAGAAACAGUGGUCCCUCCUGGGAAGGAAAACAGUUUAAACUUGAAUGUUUGGUGUUUCCUGGUUUUUGCUGAUUCUUGAGGCCCUGGAAUUCACCCCCAAAAGAAUUCAAACACACAGAUUGCAGCCAAAUCUUUUCAAGGAUUAGUCAUCAGUGACUCAUAAUUAUGCCUCAAGAAAAAGGCCUAAACUUCCAGUAUUCCCUUGGGACCUGACAAUGUCUUUGUAUUAUGGAAUUUCUUAUGGGAGAAAAAUUUUAUGGUGCUGUAGGUUGCUGUCAACCUAUGUCAACAAGACACAGUAUUUAUUUGAACUAAAAGAAGAUGAUGAUGCAUGUAAAAAAGCCCAACAGAAAGGAGCAUUUUACCUCUUUCAUAGACUGGCUCCUUUGCUUCAGACAGCAGAACAUCGAUACACAGUACCCCGGCUUAGCCUACUAGAGGUAAAAAGACUCCUGGAUAAGUUUGGACAGGAUGCACAAAGAAUAGAAGAUUCUGUGCUGAUUGGAUGCUCUGAACAGCAUGAAGCAUGGUUUGCUCUGGAUCUAGGUCUCAAUGGCUCCUUUUCCAUACAUGACUCCUUACCAAAAUCAGAAAUGGAGACAGAGCUCAAGGGGUCUUUCAUUGAGCUGAGGAAGGCUGUCUUUCAGCUGAAUUCAAUGGAUUCAUCCUUGCUAUUCACGGCCCAGGCUCUUCUCCGAUGGCAUGAUGGUCAUCAGUUCUGCAGCAGAAGUGGGCAGCCCACCAAGAAGAAUAUCGCUGGCAGCAAGCGUGUGUGUCCUUCCAAUAACAUCAUCUAUUACCCACAGAUGGCUCCUGUUGUGAUUACUCUGGUGUCAGAUGGGACCCGAUGCCUACUUGCGCGCCAGAGCUCCUUUCCCAAAGGAGUAUAUUCUGCCUUGGCAGGCUUUUGUGAUAUAGGGGAAAGUGUGGAAGAGGCUGUGCAGCGGGAAGUUGCAGAAGAGGUGGGACUGGAGGUGGAAAGCAUGCAGUACUCUGCAUCUCAGCACUGGCCCUUUCCUAACAGCUCGCUCAUGAUUGCUUGUCAUGCAACUGUGAAACCAGGGCAGACAGAGAUCCAGGUGAACUUGAGGGAACUAGAGGCAGCUUCCUGGUUUACUUAUGAUGAGGUGACCACAGCACUGGGGAGAAAGGGCCCCUAUAUUCAGCAACAGAAUGAGACUUUCCCAUUCUUGAUGCCCCCAAAGUUAGCCAUUGCCCACCAACUGAUUAAGGAGUGGGUGGAAAAACAGACAUGUGCUUCCCUGCCUGCUUAGCUCAAGCCAUCGAGAUCUCUCCUGGAUAUUGCUGAAGGACAUACUGGAGACCUACUGUAAAGGGGAGGUGGGGCUGGGGAUGUAGCUCAGUGGCAUUGUGCCUGCCUUGCAAGCACAAGGUCCUGAGUUCGAUCUCCGACACCAAAAAAACAAAACAAAAAACAAAUAAAGGGGAGGUGACAAAAGGACUGGCUCUAAGCCAGACAUGAUGGCACAUGCCUGUGGGAGGCUAAGACAGGAAUGAUUGUAAGUUUAAACCCAGCCUGGGCAACUUAGGGACUUAGAAAGAUGCUGUCUCAAAAAAAAAAACCAAACCAACUCAUAGUAAGGCAGAAUAGGUGAGCCUAAGGCAAGACCUUUUUUUUUUUGGUACCGGGGAUUGAACAUGGGUCCCCGUGCUUGUGAGGCAGGUGGCAGAACCGCUGAGCUAAAUCCCUGGGUCUUGGCAAGACUUUGUCAGCAGUGUUUCCUACUAAUGAGCAAUUAAAAAUACCAGUGUGAGCAAUUAAAAAUACCAGUGUAAGCAACAUGUGGUGGCACAUGCCUAUGGUCGCCACCACUUGGGAGGCUGAGGUAGGAGAACUGCUUGAGUCUAUGAGUUCAGGGACUAUCUAGACAAAGCUGCCAGACCCCAUGUUUUAAAAACAAACAAUGUGAGAGAAAAAACUGAAACAGUUCUUGAACCUUAUGGGAUAAACUAAAUUUAAGAUUCAUCAUUCAUACCUUGUCAUAAUGGAAGUGUUUAUUUGAGGGAAAUAAAUCUCCAUACCUUUGUUCAGA
Molecule: messenger RNA, 2077 nt
Organism: Heterocephalus glaber (naked mole-rat)
Lineage: Eukaryota; Metazoa; Chordata; Mammalia; Rodentia; Bathyergidae
Gene: Nudt13
Product: nudix hydrolase 13
Molecular function (GO): metal ion binding; hydrolase activity
Source: RefSeq, a predicted model, not a curated record